UCCUCCGAGGGGGUGGGUCAGGGGGGCGGGCGCGGGGGCGGGGCCUGCGCGGGCCGCUGAGCUGGGCCCAGUGGGCUGCGGGGAUGCGGGGCACGAGCUGCGUGGACAGCGGCGGCGAGAGCCCGGGUGGCGCCGGGCUGAGCGAGGGCCCGCGGGGCCGCUGGCUGCGCCUCGCCCCAGUCUGCGCCUACUUCCUCUGCGUCUCGUUGGCUGCCGUGCUGCUCGCCGUCUACUACGGGCUCAUCUGGGUUCCCACGCGGCCCCCCGCGGGCCCCGCCGGCCCGCCGCCCAGCGCGCCGUCCCCUCCGUGCGCCGCCCGUCCGGGCGCGCCGCCUGCCCUGGCGCCCGCCGCUGCCUCGGUCUCCUGCCUCCUGGGAGCCCCCGGCGGGCCGCGACCCCAGCUCGAGCUGCCGCGCAGCCGCCGCCGCCGCCGCCACAGCGACCCCAGCAGCCGCCCGAACCGCCAGACAGCCAGAGAGACGCCGGAGGCCGCGGGGGGGCGAGGACCCGGGUAACCCUCCCUUCCACCCCAAGCUGGAUCGCCGGCCCUCGAGAGCCCGCGCCCCCACGGCGGAUGCUCCGUUACCCGGUUGGGCCCGGACUCCCUCUUCAUGACAUCGCCUAGCGUCUCCGGAGUCGUCAUCCAGAAGAAUGGGGGGGGGAGCAAGGGGAGCUGGCCCAGGGCCUCGCUCCUCUGCCGUCAGGCCGGGGUCCUCCACCAUCUGGCAGACCCGGUCCUGACCUCUGCCUCUUGACACCCUCCGUAGGAGUCUGAGCACAGAACCCACAGCCCACCGUUCUCCUCUCUGAAUCUCCGUGUCCAUAUGUCCCCCUGUAAUAAACUCCAGCCCCAACUGCC
Callorhinus ursinus (northern fur seal) is the source of this 859-nucleotide messenger RNA. RefSeq names its product InaF motif containing 1 (gene INAFM1). NCBI's taxonomy places the organism in Eukaryota, Metazoa, Chordata, Mammalia, Carnivora, Otariidae. The record is from RefSeq and is a predicted model, not a curated record.